AUGUCCACUAUUCACGCUAAUCCGUCAGUCGAAACAGUUAAAGGUUGGAGUGUAGAGCAAGUUAAAAAUUUUUUAAAUUCCAAGAUGGAUGAAUUUUCUCUUAACUACAAUGAAAUUGCGAAAGUCGAAGAGAAUAGUAUCAAUGGUAGAGCGUUUCUCAGUAGCGACCUUCAAGCCGAAGAAAAGGAGAUGGGAAGUAAAUGGUGCCAUCCAACCAAGUCAAAUUCACGAUGUAUACUUC
This is a messenger RNA of Funneliformis geosporum, 241 nucleotides long. The record is from the annotation of a GenBank genome assembly. Lineage: Eukaryota; Fungi; Glomeromycota; Glomeromycetes; Glomerales; Glomeraceae.